Cynara cardunculus var. scolymus (artichoke) is the source of this 2131-nucleotide messenger RNA. Its product is annotated as 5'-nucleotidase domain-containing protein 4. The record is from RefSeq and is a predicted model, not a curated record. Bases 389 to 1996 code for a protein of 535 amino acids. The transcript has 16 exons. NCBI's taxonomy places the organism in Eukaryota, Viridiplantae, Streptophyta, Magnoliopsida, Asterales, Asteraceae. Gene Ontology annotation, molecular function: 5'-nucleotidase activity.
CAAUUACAAAAUCCUGCUAUUACUCUCUAAAUUCCAAUUGAUGUGCGUAAGCACAUUUUGAUGACUCCAUAUUGUGCAUCGUCAUCAUCAUUAACAACGCUGCCAGGUUGCAAUCGAAUCGUCAACGCCAACUGAUGCAACGACGCUGCGUGUUCCAUAUUAGAUUCCACUUGUCACGCUGAUUCUCCUUCCCAAAAUGCCUUUUUAGGGCAAGGGAUAAGAUGCGUAUUCCCAAAACCCUCACCUCUUCAAUUUGCUUAAUUUUUCUCCACCCUUCGCCUUUUGGUUUUCCCCAAUUCGGUUAUUGGAACACCGAUUUAGGUUUUUCUGCUUCUCAAAAGCUCUGCACUACCAAAAGGUCCUUCAUUAGUUAGGAUCAAGCCGUAAAAUGGAUGCCUACUGCACAGAUGGAGUUACGUCAGAGAUACGAGGAAUUAAUGGCUAUGAAGAUGGCCAGAUUCUGGCCUCAUGGGCAUCUCCUGAAGGAAGGCAAAACAUCGAUAUAGGCAAACAGAUUUUCUGUAACAGUGCUGUGAAUAUGAAAAAUAUAGUUGCUAUUGGCUUUGAUAUGGACUAUACACUGGCACAGUACAAACCUGAAACUUUUGAAUCCCUAGCAUAUGAUGGUACGGUCAAGAAGCUAGUAAGUGACUUGGGAUAUCCUAAAGAGCUACUGGAAUGGUCUUUUGAUUGGACGUACAUGGUCAGAGGACUGGUUCUAGAUAAAAAGAGAGGAAAUAUACUUAAGAUGGACAGGCACAAAUAUGUGAAAGUAGCCUAUCAUGGAUUUAGGUUGAUAUCGAAGAACGAAAAAGUUGCUACAUAUGGGAAUACCUUCAUCCGAGAUGCAUUUGAUGGGCCUGAUUAUGCACAUAUCGACACCCUUUUCUCACUAGCUGAAGCUUAUUUAUUUGCUCAGCUGGUCGACUUCAAGGAUAGUAAUCCAGGGAAAAUCUCUGAAGAAAAAGACUAUUCUUGUAUGUAUAAAGAUGUCCGCUCUGCUGUUGAUCUGUGCCAUCGUGAUGGAACUUUGAAGAAGAUGGUUGCAAAAGAUCCAAGAAAGUAUAUCAACGAGGACAACUUGAUAGCACCAAUGCUAAAAAUGCUUAAAACUUCUGGUCGCGCUGUAUUCUUAGUGACAAACAGUCUUUGGGAUUAUACAAAUGUCGUGAUGAAUUUUCUAUUUGGGCCCUGGACGACGGAUGGCAGUUCCUCUUUGAGUCUUGAUUGGCUCCAACACUUUGACUUUGUCAUCACUGGCAGUGCGAAACCAAGCUUUUUCCAUGAUGAAAAUCGUGCUAAUCUUUUUGCUGUUGAGACGGAAUCAGGGAAGCUUGUUAAUACUGACAAUGGUACUCCACUCGCUCAGGUGGGAGACCCUGAUAUAGAACUGCCACAUCAGAUCCCAAAUAUGCGAUGCAAAGUGUUUCAGGGAGGCAAUGUUGGCCAUCUGCAUAAACUACUCCAUGUCGGGGCAAGUUCACAGGUGCUCUAUGUUGGAGAUCAUAUAUAUGGGGAUAUUUUACGCAGCAAAAAAGUUCUGGGUUGGAGGACAAUGCUUGUUGUUCCAGAACUUGAAAAGGAGGUUAAAGUUCUCUCAUCCUCACGGGACACUCGAAAGAAACUCCAACUGCUGAGGAGUGAGCGAGAUCAGAUUGAAGAUCAAACCCAUCAUUUAAAAUGGUCCCUUGAGCAUGAAAACCUGGAUGCUGGUGAAAAGGAAAAGAUCUCUGUAAAGCUUGACCUACUUGAGAGUCAGCGCGCACGUGUUCGAGCAGCACAUCAAGAGUCUCAAAGAAUUUUCCACCAAAAGUUCCAUCCGGUGUGGGGGCAGUUGAUGAAAACUGGGUACCAGAACUCGCGGUUUGCAGAUCAGGUGGAACGAUUUGCGUGUUUGUAUACAAGUCAAGUUGGUAAUCUGGGGCUCCACUCUCCUGCUAAAUACUAUCGGCCAUCCGAGGACUUCAUGCCUCAUGACUCUGACAUUCUCUCUUAGUUUUUCAACAACGAUACUUCUAGACAGACUGUUAAACCAACCUUAAGUUUGUUUGCUUGUGCUUUGUGUGAUGCUUAUGACAAAAACCGUAUAUCAAAUUUUUUUCUCUAAUUCCAACCAAUUAUAAUUGGUACA